AUGGUCGUCAAUUCCGCGGAUCAACUGACAGAAGAACAGAUCGCCGAAUUCAAGGAGGCGUUCUCACUGUUCGACAAAGAUGGAGACGGCACCAUCACAACCAAAGAGUUGGGCACCGUCAUGAGAUCUCUAGGACAGAACCCCACAGAAGCCGAGCUUCAAGACAUGAUCAACGAAGUUGACGCGGACGGCAACGGCACGAUAGAUUUCCCUGAGUUCCUUACGAUGAUGGCCCGCAAAAUGAAGGACACGGACAGCGAGGAAGAGAUCCGUGAAGCCUUCCGCGUGUUCGACAAGGACGGCAACGGUUUCAUAUCGGCCGCCGAGCUGCGCCACGUGAUGACUAACCUCGGGGAGAAACUCACCGACGAAGAGGUAGACGAAAUGAUCCGCGAGGCCGACAUCGAUGGCGACGGACAAGUCAAUUAUGAGGAAUUCGUCACCAUGAUGACGUCGAAUUUAAUGAUGUACUUGUAUGGUGUGGACGUAGAGGCGUCGGGCGACUGUCGGGCCACCGGCGCGUCGCCCGUCGCCUCCGCCUCCUCUUUUUAUUUAGAUUUUAAAUAUGUGUGCGUGCGUGCUCUGCCUGAUGCAAGCCUGGUCUUUGGUCACCGCUGGCGGCCCCUGGUCACGCUCCCGGGCCGCGGUCACGCUGUUGGCCCCUGGUCACGCUCCCGGGCCGCGGUCACGCUGUUGGCCCCUGGUCACGCUCCCGGGCCGCGGUCACGCUGUUGGCCCCUGGUCACGCUCCCGGGCCGCGGUCACGCUGUUGGCCCCUGGUCACGCUCGCGGGCCGCGGUCACGCUGCCGGUGUCCGGCAGGCGUGGCCGCUCCCGGCGAGCGCUGCUGUCUCCGGUGGCCGCUGCCGAGCUCGGAUCAUCUCUCGCCGACUUCAGCGGACCAGUGUUAGCGUCCGCACCUUUCCGAUACAUUUUAAUGUAA
This is a messenger RNA of Arctia plantaginis, 942 nucleotides long. NCBI's taxonomy places the organism in Eukaryota, Metazoa, Arthropoda, Insecta, Lepidoptera, Erebidae. The record is from the annotation of a GenBank genome assembly.